This is a messenger RNA of Cynara cardunculus var. scolymus (artichoke), 821 nucleotides long. Its product is annotated as sorcin-like. The coding region runs from base 21 to 530 and encodes 169 amino acids. Lineage: Eukaryota; Viridiplantae; Streptophyta; Magnoliopsida; Asterales; Asteraceae. The record is from RefSeq and is a predicted model, not a curated record. The transcript is spliced from 10 exons. Gene Ontology annotation, molecular function: calcium ion binding.
UAGAGAGUAGACCAACAGCAAUGGCGAACAUAGGGGUUUUGCAAGAGUGGUUCGACCGAGUUGACUCAGACAAAUCAGGGAACAUCACAGCAGUUCAACUCCAGAGAGCUCUUGCCGUUGGAAAUCUACAAUUUCCCAUCACCAUUGUUCAACAAAUGGUCAGGAUGUAUGAUUUUGACAGGAAUGGAACCAUGAGUUUUGAAGAGUUUGUGGCUCUUAACAAAUUUCUUCUAAAGGUUCAACAAGCCUUCUCAGACUUGGAGAGGGACCGUGGGUUUCUUGUUCCUGAUGAAGUCUACGAGGCUUUGCUGAAAAUUGACAUCUCUUUGGAUUCUCCAGCAUUUUACACGGUCUGUGAGAGCUUUGAUAAACAAAAGGACGGAAGAUUUCGGCUGGAUGAUCUCAUCUCUCUUUGUAUAUUUGUACAAUCUGCUCGGAACCUUUUUAAUUCUUUCGAUACGAGUAAGCAGGGCAGGGUGACUCUUGAUCUUAAUCAAUUCAUCUACUGCACUGCAAACUGUAGAAUAUGAAGCACAUAUCAAAAUCCCAGAUGAAGAAUAGCUUAAUUUCUAGAAUGAACCCCCCCCCCCCCCCCCCCCACAAAUAUAUAUAUAGGUGUUAAUGUGUUUCUGUAUUUGUUGUGAUUCAUUUGAUAAUAUUGUUAUAAGGGGGGGUUAUUUGCUGCAUUUUUUUUGACACAAAGAUCGCUUACCUUUUGUUCAAGAAGUAUGCUUGAUGUAGCUUUAUGUUUAAUGUGUGCAAGUGCAACAAACAAGAAUUGCUAUAUUGUGAAAAUGUUUUGAUAUUUGAACUAGACUUUC